Messenger RNA from Tigriopus californicus, 3527 nucleotides. Its product is annotated as protein tolkin-like. Gene Ontology annotation, biological process: proteolysis. Bases 368 to 3427 code for a protein of 1019 amino acids. Gene Ontology annotation, molecular function: zinc ion binding; calcium ion binding; serine-type endopeptidase activity. NCBI's taxonomy places the organism in Eukaryota, Metazoa, Arthropoda, Copepoda, Harpacticoida, Harpacticidae. The transcript has 20 exons. The record is from RefSeq and is a predicted model, not a curated record.
AGAAGCACCCUCGCUGCCCUCCCCGACGCUUGAGAGUCUCUCUUUGUUUUGCCAUGGGGAAAGUGUUUAAUAACGAAUUGGUGUUGUUCGUGGAUGAUCGUUUCAUAAUGCGCCUACAAGUGAGGCCAAGUUUGACCUUUGCCUAGCCUUCCAACCUCAAUUCGAUCCGCAAAACGGGUAUUUCUUCUCCUCUCUCGAUCGUCUCAACUUCUCGCCACAAAAAGAAACUGAAUCACGACGAAAGCUGAGUGCUCAAGGCAGAUCGAGAAAACGAUAUCUUCGAAGCUGCGACAAUAUGUCCCCAUGUCCCCUUUGUUUGGCAUCCAAGUGAAACUGGUCAAUCUACAGUGUGCUUGUCAACCCCAUCAUGAACUACAACUUGAUCUCGCUGAUCGUGAUUUCCAGCUUUAGUGUGACGAAUGCCUUCUGUGCCGCUGCUCAGGAUGAAAAAGGCCCUCGGAACUCGUCUCAAGCCUGCUUGGAACAGGCCCGAUUUCCCAUUGAGAUGCUGCAAACACUUCAAGUGGAACCCAAUAUUUCCAACGACAUCGACAUGGAUCCCUGUAAAGCAGGCUCUUUCAUUGAAGACAUUGCUCAACCCACGCCGGAAUACGAAGAGGAUCGGAAAACUUUCUAUGAGCUGAGGCGCAAAAAGAUGAAAUCUCCGGCCUGGCCUUAUCCCAAGUCUGGAAAUGCGCGCCCAGCUCACCUCAACUUGACCCGUGAGCGGCGAGCGGCAACGGCUGUAUCCGAACGAAUUUGGGACCACGGGGUCAUUCCCUACGAGAUUGAGGAAGGCAAUUUCACUGGCAUGCACAAGGCCCUGUUCAAGAGGGCCAUGCGUCAUUGGGAGAACUUCACGUGCGUCCAAUUCGUGGAGAGGACCGAGGAACAUCCCAAUUGGAUUGUGUUCACGGAUCGGCCUUGUGGAUGUUGCUCGUUCGUUGGGAAACGAGGCAACGGGCCUCAAGCCAUUUCAAUCGGGAAGAAUUGCGACAAGUUUGGGAUCGUGGUCCACGAGUUGGGACAUGUGGUUGGAUUCUGGCAUGAGCAUACUAGACCCGACAGAGACGAAUGGGUGCAGAUCUACCGUGACAGCAUUAUGUCGGGCCAGGAAUACAACUUCAAUCAGUUGACAGAAAAAGAAGUCAAUUCCAUGGGGCACAAAUACGAUUACGACAGUAUCAUGCACUAUGCCAGGAACACGUUCUCCAAGGGAACCUAUUUGGAUACAAUUUUGCCUCGUGAUGAUUUGCCAGAAAACGCGGAAAAUCUUCCAGAGAUCGGUCAAAGAAUGCGUCUCAGUCUGGGUGACAUUGCUCAGACCAUGGAUCUCUACAGUUGUCCAAUUUGCGGACGAACGUAUUUGGACACCAAGCUUGUCUUUGGAUCGCCUCAAAAUCCCAGCUACACUGGAUCUCCUCGACAUCUUCAAAAGCCCUACCAGAUGGGUGAUCGCUGCGUGUGGAGAAUCAUCUCAACCCAUGGAGAGAACAUCGUGUUGAAUGUGACCUCUCUUGAUAUUCCACCUUCAAAUGGAUGUCAGACAAACUACUUGGAGAUUCGGGAUGGAUAUUGGAGCAGAUCGGAACUCCUUGCCAGGUUGUGUGGAAAUGUGAUCCCAACUGAACCCAUUGUGUCAAGCGGAUCCAGGUUAUUGUUGACUUACCAUACUUCCACAAACGCCUUGCCUCACAACGGCUUCACAAUCAGCUACGAGGCGGUUUGUGGUGGGGAUCUGAUCAUGGAUGAGGGAGAGUUGGAGUCCCCCUAUUACCCAGAGCACUACCAACCCAACAAGGAAUGUAUUUGGAAAAUCACCGUUCCCGAGGGAUUUCAAGUGGCCCUCAAGUUUCAAUCAUUUGAGAUUGAGCUGCAUGACACGUGCACUUAUGACUAUCUUGAGAUUCGGGAUGGAAACAAUGAGCACUCAACCUUGAUAGGCUCUUAUUGUGGCUACAAGAUGCCAGCUGACAUUCAGUCCACUUCAAACCAGUUGUACAUAAAAUUCUUCUCCGACAGCUCUGUUCAAAAAGCUGGUUUUGCGGCCAGCUUCAUGAAAGAAUAUGAUGAAUGCUCCUCACCGGACGCUCAUGGGUGUGAACAUGAUUGCAUCAAUACCCUGGGUGGGUUCACGUGCCAAUGCAAGAUUGGAUACGAGUUGCACUCGGAUGAAAAGCGAUGUGAAGAUACUUGUGGAGGAUUUAUCGAUAUGGCCAAUGGAACCAUAACCUCUCCAUCGUUCCCAGACCUGUAUCCGGCCAACAAGAAGUGCAUUUGGGAGAUUAUGGCCAAGCCCCAAUGGAGAAUCACGGUGAACUUCACGCAUUUCGAGAUUGAGGGCAAUAACGAGAACUGUGAAUAUGAUAGCUUGUCAUUGUCGUCCAAAAUGGGAGAUGGUGAGAUGAGGAAGCAUGGCCUCUUCUGUGGUUCUCGUCUUCCCCCUGUUAUCACCUCCGAAGGGAAUUUGCUUCGCUUGGAGUUCGUCUCGGACAACUCGGUCCAAAAGACCGGCUUUGGAGCGAUUUUCUUCACAGAUAAAGAUGAAUGUGCCACGGACAAUGGAGGAUGUCAACACAUUUGCCGGAACACCAUCGGAGCGUACUACUGCACCUGUCGACAAGGAUUUGUGCUUCACGAGAACAACCACGAUUGCAAGGAAGGGGGUUGCAAGCAUGAGGUGAUCAGCCACCAAAGUGGCGAGGAGAACCAGAUUGAGAGUCCCCACUAUCCGGACUACUAUCCACCCAAGAAGGAUUGCGUGUGGAUCUUUUCCACGACCCCAGGACACCGAAUCAAAUUGAUCUUCACUGACUUCGAAAUGGAGCCUCACCAGGAGUGCGCCUAUGACCACGUGGUCUUAUACGACGGUCACACCACGGAGGAUCACGAUUUGGGUCGCUUUUGUGGCAGCAAACUUCCCCAUCCAAUUGUGGCCACGCACUCAAAGAUGCUCUUGGUGUUCAAGUCCGAUGCCUCCGUACAACGCAAAGGAUUCAGGGCCAUCCACACAACCGUUUGUGGCGGCCAUCUGGAGGCCACGUCUAUGGUCCAAGAAAUCAAAUCUCAUGCCUUCUUCGGCGAUACAAACUAUGAGAACAAUGCUGAUUGUGAUUGGAUCAUUGAAGCUCCCCGAGGGAAAAACGUCCACCUGAGUUUCACCACGUUUGAAAUGGAGGAUGAACUGGAGUGUGGUUACGAUUUUGUGGAGGUGUUCUCUGGUUACGACGAUGCUGGUCCACCGUACGGAAGGUUCUGCGGUAAUCAAGUGCCUCCUGAAAUAGUCUCGGCCGAUGAGGCUUUGCUCCUUCGUUUCAAAUCUGACGACACCAUCAACUCCAAGGGAUUCUCUGCACUUUUUGUCAUUAUUGACACUAGCGAAAACUUUAAUUAUGAAGACUAUAAGGAGACCUCAUCAAUUUUGUAAUAGGACUCAAAUGUCGAUUCUUGGAUUGAUUUGUCAAUGUAAAGAUUUCUCGUUUAAGAUAGCUACAAAAUGUGAUUAAAAUCAUUUGGUUUCGAGUCGA